Molecule: messenger RNA, 990 nt
Organism: Zymoseptoria tritici IPO323
Lineage: Eukaryota; Fungi; Ascomycota; Dothideomycetes; Mycosphaerellales; Mycosphaerellaceae
Exons: 2
Coding region: 1-990 (329 amino acids)
Biological process (GO): rRNA methylation
Cellular component (GO): mitochondrial matrix
Molecular function (GO): rRNA (adenine-N6,N6-)-dimethyltransferase activity
Source: RefSeq, a predicted model, not a curated record
AUGCCGAAAUCCGCUCGAAAGCCUGCCAGUAAUGGAGUUGGCAAAGGGGAUCCUUACGCCGGCGCUGCGGCGCGCAAGAGCAAAGCCGCGAACAAUAUCUUCAAGAUGAACACAGACAUCGGUCAGCACAUUUUGAAGAACCCCGGCGUAGCGCAAGCGAUCGUGGACAAAGCAGAUGUCAAGCAGAGCGAUAUUGUGCUGGAAGUCGGUCCAGGAACGGGAAACUUGACGACUCGCAUACUGGAGAAAGCAAAGAAGGUCAUCUGCGUGGAACAAGAUCCUCGCAUGGCGGCUGAAAUCACCAAGCGAUUCCAGGGCACACCUGCUGCGAAACGACUAGAGCUGAUCCUCGGAGAUGUGAUCAAGAUGCCUGAACUCCCAUACUUCGACGUCUGCAUCUCCAACACUCCAUACCAAAUUUCCUCGCCUCUUACAUUCAAACUCCUGGCCACGAGCCCCGCUCCUCGAUCCUGCGUACUCAUGUUUCAGCGCGAAUUCGCCAUGCGACUAUUUGCGAAACCCGGGGACAAGCUGUACAGUCGACUGUCGGUCAACUGUCAGAUGUGGGCGAAGGUGGAUCAUGUCAUGAAGGUGGGCAAGAACAACUUCAAUCCGCCUCCACAGGUGGAGAGCAACGUGGUGCGGAUAUGUCCGAAGAACCCGAGGCCGCAGAUCAGCUACGACGAAUGGGACGGACUGCUACGAGUGUGCUUUGUGCGGAAGAACAGAGUGCUGAGGAGUGCGUUCAUUGGGACAACGAGUGUGAUGGCAAUGUUGGAGUCGAAUUACAGGACGUUUUGCGCGCAGAACGAGAUUCCUCUGGACGAUUCGCCGAUCGAAGGAAAGGUUUCUGAGCUGGUCCGGGCAAAGGUCAUGAAGGUCUUGGAGACGGACACCGAACUGGCAGAUAAGCGCUCAAGAAUGUGCGACGAGGGAGACUUCUUGAAAUUGCUGUAUGCUUUCAACCAAGAGGGCAUACAUUUUGCUUGA